Molecule: messenger RNA, 1284 nt
Organism: Dermacentor silvarum
Lineage: Eukaryota; Metazoa; Arthropoda; Arachnida; Ixodida; Ixodidae
Gene: ND-39
Product: NADH dehydrogenase [ubiquinone] 1 alpha subcomplex subunit 9, mitochondrial
Exons: 10
Coding region: 36-1214 (392 amino acids)
Cellular component (GO): mitochondrion
Molecular function (GO): protein-containing complex binding
Source: RefSeq, a predicted model, not a curated record
UUGCUUAACAAAUAAUAGGUCUGCAGCACAAAAACAUGGCCGCUCUAAGGAUUUGUCUGCUAACAAGACUUCCAAAGCAAGUCUUGUCCCGGAGGCAAUGCUCAAACAAGCCAGCCAUCGGUGGCACAGGCACAAAGCUAGCGUCGCUCAAGCGGGGCUCUGGGGGAAGGAGCUCCUUCAGCGGACUCGUGUGCACAGUCUUUGGAGCGUCGGGAUGCCUGGGUCGUUUCCUGGUCAACAAGCUGGGCAAGAUUGGCACCCAGCUUGUCUUACCAUCAAGGACGAACCUUUACUAUAUGCAACGAUUGAAGCUUUGUGGCGACCUAGGCCAGGUCCUGUUUACGUCAUUCAACCUCAAAGAUGAACUGAGCAUUGCCAAGGCAAUGAAGUACUCCAACGUGGUCAUCAACUUGAUUGGAAAAGAUGUAGAGACUAGCAACUUCCCAUUCAGCGAAGUCCAUGUCAAAGGUGCAGAAAGGAUUGCUCGCAUCGCUAGAGAGAGUGGUGUACAAAAGCUAAUCCACUUCUCUGCUCUCAAUGCUACGGAGAAUCCCAAGCCCAUCAUCAAGUUUGGAGGGUCAAAAUUCUACGCCAGUAAGUGGCUUGGAGAGCAGGUGGUCAGGGAAGCAUUUCCUGGAGCCAUAAUUUUUCGUCCUGCAGACAUGUACUCACAUGGAGACAACUUCCUGCGAUACUAUGUGUCCAACCUGCGCAGGAACUGGACAUACAUGCCUGUGUGGAAGAGGGGCAAAGGGAUCAUCAAGCAGCCUGUAUACACGGGGAAUGUAGCCGAAGGUGUGGUCAAUGCCAUCUUUGAAGAUGGUAACGAAGGCGAGAUCUACCAGGCUGUGGGGCCCCGUCGUUAUGAGCUGGGGGAGCUGAUCGACUACAUGUUCAGAGUUAUGCGAAGAGAAAAGGAAGUUGGAUACAUUCGUUACGACAUGCGCUUUGACCCCUUUUUCUUGUUGCGUGUGCAGUUUCUUGAGAUGGUUGGCUUCAAGUAUCCACGCCUGUCAUGGGAAAGGUUGGAAAGGGAGCACACAUCGGACAUGGUGUGUUACGAGCACCCAACUCUAGAGGACCUCAAGGUGGCGCUCACCUACGUGGAGGACAGAUUCCCAUUCGAGCUCAAGUACUACCGUGAAGCUGCAUACUACGACCCUGAAAUUGCCCAGUUUGAGAAAGUCAGGCCUCCGCCCGUUAUUCUUGAUUGAAAUCCAUGUGGCUGGCUGUCAGCUCUGGUGUAGAAAUUACAUACCUGCAAAUAAAGAAGACUUUUGCUGA